AUGCUGACGGACCUGUACGAGGCCCUAGGUGCCAGGAAGCUGUACAACGACGGCACAGCACGGCGCAGCAUGCCGUGGCACAGCGUAAUUGCGAGCAUGAUGCACGCUAAGGUCGUGGCGGUGCUGCUGCUGGUGGGCCUGGCGGUGGCUGGCGCCCAGUCGGAGCCGGAGCAGCCCACCGUGUUCGCAGCGCUCCAGGUCACCCCAGCGGUGUCCAAGUUCUGGGCUUCCCUGGCACAGUUCCCUGACAUCGCCGAGAUGGUCGGCGACGACUUUGCCGGCACCGCCUGGGACGCCGCCGUGGAGGACCUGCGCGAGGCGGGCAUCCCCUUGACCACCAACCGCUUGAAGGACAUCAUCCUGUACCACAUCAUUCCGGGCCCCCCCGCCCCCAUCACCGGCCUCAACGACGACCAAAUCUUCGUCUCCUCCCUGGGCGACAAGAUUGUGACGGCCCAGUACACCGACGGCAAGCUCACCCUGGAGGGCGUGGGCUCCGAGGCCGGCGUGGUCCAGCCCGACAUCUUUGUGGGCGCCGCCCACUACAGCGUGGUGCACGUCAUCGACGCUGUGCUGCUGCCCUUCAAGCUGCCCGGCGGCGACAAGCCCAAGGGCACCGUCAAGGCCACGGACCUGGUCAAGGGCGAGGUUGACACGGACAAGGUUGAGUCCAAGGACCUGGUCUCGGAUGCGGCGACCGCCAUCGGCAACGCCGCGCAGACCGUGUCGGGCGCCCUGGCCAACGCCAAGGACGCCGUCAGCACCGCCGUGGACCAGGCCAAGGAAACGGCGGCCGGCGUGGGCGGCAACGUGGCCGCGGGCGUCACGACUGGCGUGGAGGCCGCUCAGGGUGCCGUGGGCACCACCGGCGCUGUGGGCUCGGCGGUCGCCUGCCCGCUCAACCUCAUGCCCGUGUGCGGCGCCAACGGCAUGACCUAUGACAACGAGUGCCUGGCUGAGGCGGCGGGCACGACCGUGGUGGCGGAGGGCCCCUGCACCGUGCCCAUGGGCGAGAGCGGCCCCGACAUGCCGGUCGGCAUGGGCCCCACCGUCGCCCCCUCCCCCCUGCCUGCGCCCUCCCCCUUGCCGGCGCCCUCCCCCUCGCCGGCGCCCACCCCCGCGGCCCAGCUGGUGCCCCCCAGCGCCGCCACCAGCACCCUGGCCAGCGUGGCGGCCCUGGCCGCCGGCCUGCUGGCGGCCGCCCUGCUGAUGUGA
Messenger RNA from Chlorella variabilis, 1215 nucleotides. RefSeq lists its product as hypothetical. Lineage: Eukaryota; Viridiplantae; Chlorophyta; Trebouxiophyceae; Chlorellales; Chlorellaceae. The record is from RefSeq and is a predicted model, not a curated record. Gene Ontology annotation, molecular function: protein binding. The coding region runs from base 1 to 1215 and encodes 404 amino acids. The transcript is spliced from 7 exons.